Messenger RNA from Triticum aestivum (bread wheat), 2331 nucleotides. RefSeq names its product NAC domain-containing protein 78. Gene Ontology annotation, biological process: regulation of DNA-templated transcription. NCBI's taxonomy places the organism in Eukaryota, Viridiplantae, Streptophyta, Magnoliopsida, Poales, Poaceae. The record is from RefSeq and is a predicted model, not a curated record. Gene Ontology annotation, molecular function: DNA binding.
UUCCACGCCUCCCCUCCCACGCCUUCUUCCAAUCUUCCUCCUCCGGUUCCCCACCCAACCAAACCCUAGACCAACAAAGUCCCCGCACCCCACGCAGAUCCCAGCCCCGCCGACAGCCCCGAGCCCUAGAUCCAGCGAUCGAACGCCCGCCGGACCCGAUGAGCUCGUCGUCUCCGCCCGCGGCGGCGGAGGAGGUGCCGAUGGCGCCGGGCUUCCGCUUCCACCCGACGGACGAGGAGCUCGUCUCCUACUACCUGCGCCGCAGGGUCCUCGGCCGCCGCCUCCGGAUCGACGCCAUCGCCGAGGUCGACCUCUACCGGCUCGAGCCCUGGGACCUGCCGCCGCUCUCGCGCAUCCGCAGCCGCGACGCGCAGUGGUACUUCUUCGCGCGCCUCGACCGCAAGGUGGCCGGCGCCGGCGCCGGCGGCCGCGGGGGCCCCGGCAACCGCACCAACCGCGCCACCCCGCGCGGCUACUGGAAGACCACCGGCAAGGACCGCGAGGUCUUCCACCGCGGCCGAUAUGCAUGUGGUGUGUAGAAUCUUCCAGAAGGUUGGAUCUGGGCCUCAGAAUGGAGCACAGUAUGGUGCACCAUACAUGGAGGAGGAAUGGGAAGACGAGGAUGAUGCAAUUGAGAAUACACCUACCAGUGGUACAUCCACUGAAAUGCUUGCGAUCACGGAUGCUGCUAGUGCGGAAUCGAAUGUGGAAGAUGAGCACAUAUUUUCUGGAAUUAAUGAGUUUGUGCAAACCCCAGAAGUGCUCAUCCCACAAGAAAUUGCUCCUCUCCAAGCAAUUGCUCCUCUCCAAGUUCAAGAUUUUAAUGAGACUGGCAUGGGCAGCUAUGCUGACGGUGAUGUUCCUCUGAACGAGAUUCUGCAGGAGCCUGUGUCAGAUGUCAGUGUUGACAAUACAGGUGAACCUGAAGAGCAGAGUCCCCUUGAUGAUCACUUCAGUCUUGCGGAUUUGUCUGGAUGCCAUAAUCAAGAUGAUGGAUAUGUACGUCAGGCUGGCCAUACCAUGUGGAGUGACCCUUCAAUUGGUGAUCAGGCAUCUUAUCCUAUGAGAACUUAUGGUAAUCGAAACCAUGCCAAUAGGACUCUUAGUGAUGAGGAGUUCUUUGACACGGGAAAUGAUGCCAAUGCGUAUUCAGGACAGCAGCAAGCUUGUCCUUCAGAUGACCAGAACUUGUAUUCAGGACUGCAGCAAGCCUGUCCUUCGGAUGAGCAGAACUUGUAUUUGCAACCCAAUGGUCUGCCAUUUCCACAGCAAUUGGAUGACAACGCGCCGUUUUAUGAGACAUCAAGCGAUCACAAAUGGGAAGUUGGAAAGGAUGGUUAUGUAAAUGUGGAUGACAUUUCUCUCUUUGAGGAUGAUGAUAUCAUGGCUCUCUUAAAUGCCUCAGAUGACGAUUUCAGUUCAAAUCUUUUGGGCCCAGUUGACGGCUCUAAUUCUCAACUUCCAGCAGCAUCGAACUUUGACCAGAAGGAUGAAGCAAAGGCUCAAUAUGCCGCGUCUUCGUCUGGUUCCCAUGAGAACCUUUAUCCAGACACCAUGGUUCCAGAUGUGCCAGUGGAUGACAAUGCUGGCAAAAGAUACUUCACAAACAUGCUGGGUUCAUACCCAGCCCCACCUGCAAUGGCUUCGGAAUUCCCGCCAACCACAGGAAAAUCCAUCGCCGCGCUCAGCGGGCCUAGUCAGAUUCGUGUCACAGCGGGCAUCGUCCAGCUCGGUGACCACACCGAUAACUCGGACCACUGGCCCCUGCAGAAGAAUGGAGUCUUCAAUCUGCUCCUUUCUUUCACGGUGGAGAGCAACGUGUCUACGAAGUCCAUUACUUUUGACGACGAGCCAGCCACCACACGGGUGAGCACCGUGCCGACGGUGCUGCGCGGCGGCCUGUACCUCUUCUUUGUCUCGGCCAUGAUCCUCAUGUUGAGUUUCAAAGUAGGGUCCUGCAUCUACAGCAGGUAAGUUAAGGGCCCGCCCCCGGGGCCGUUCUUAUUCUGGUUUAGCGGAACCAUACAUGGCUGCGCCCCCUCGACGACGGCGUGGGAGCAAACGACUCGAAGACAGUUUUACUUUUACGCACUUAGUUUGUCAAUGUCAUACGAUCCUGACUUGGUGAGAGGUAUAGUAAAAGCAAAUAAGCUCUCGAACUGGAGAAAGCCCCGGUCGCUUUGCACGCGCUCGGUGCUGGGACCUUUGUGCUUCAUCCUAGGACCUGUAAUUUAUUCUGUUUAUUUGGUCGCUGCUCAGAGUGUUUGGAAACCCGAACGAAUGUAACAUUGAUUAUAAACCAUGGUAUCUCUUGGUUGUUUGGCGUGUUGA